This is a messenger RNA of Colletotrichum acutatum, 794 nucleotides long. RefSeq lists its product as uncharacterized. The transcript has 4 exons. NCBI's taxonomy places the organism in Eukaryota, Fungi, Ascomycota, Sordariomycetes, Glomerellales, Glomerellaceae. Bases 232 to 762 code for a protein of 176 amino acids. The record is from RefSeq and is a predicted model, not a curated record.
GGAAACGUAUCGGAUGCUUCUUUAGUCAUGUGAUGUGGCGUUAGGCAGAUGCUCAGAUAUGCCUUUCUCGAUGAAGGCCUCCUGUCAGAAAAUUGAGAUUGAUAUCUUGGAGAACGGGAGCUUGGGAACCUCAGAUUCUACGAUCUUACUAUAACAGCAAAACUACGCCUGAUACGAAGCAAAUCGACCGUUCAAGACACUGCCGCCGAUCGAUUCUUCGAAAACUUCGUCAUGAUCAGAUUGCACUGGUUCACCGUUCAUGGCGUGUACCUCUUCACCCAAUUUGCUUUUAUGAUGGCCGGCAUCGCGGCCUUUGUAUCAAUGCCACUAGAACUCAAUCACCCGAUGCCGCCUACAAUUCCAUGGGGAUCCUCUGCUCUAAGCUGUUUUUCACUCUUUGCCAAUACUCUCAUUUUGUCCGCAAUUUUUUCAUCUCAACGGCCGAGUCCCCUGAUGACCGAAGAAAGCCGUUUAAAUACCCGCCGCGUCACACUCCUCAUCAGCGUCCUAUUUGCUGCGGGGUUCGCCGCCGCAGACUGGUCCUUUGCCGUAUCGUUUCGCGAGUAUGGAUCAACUGGUCCUGAGAAGGCGGCCAGCGGUGUAGCUGGGGUGGCAUCAUUUGUCGCGCUCGCUGCUGUGGUAGCGGAUAUCUGGAAAAUUUGCGCAGAUGCCUCGGAGGCUCGAGCUGCUGAACUAGGCGUGGGGGCUUUGAAAGGCUUUGGUACAUUUAUCAACGCAAAAUCAAGGACGUGUAAAACAUAAAUCUUGCCUCCUCAUUAUCUUUUUCGCUGCGU